Molecule: messenger RNA, 1145 nt
Organism: Hordeum vulgare subsp. vulgare (domesticated barley)
Lineage: Eukaryota; Viridiplantae; Streptophyta; Magnoliopsida; Poales; Poaceae
Product: endo-1,3;1,4-beta-D-glucanase-like
Exons: 7
Coding region: 200-922 (240 amino acids)
Molecular function (GO): hydrolase activity
Source: RefSeq, a predicted model, not a curated record
CCUCGAUACCGCCAAGUAAACAAAAAAGUCUCCACUGCACGAGCAGAUUCGGAACGACUCGCCGUCAAAGCGUUCCGCUGUCCUCGGGUCGCUGCGCUGCCGUCGCCUGGUCCUCCUCCUCCUCCUCAGCUCAGUCGGCUGGUCUCGUAUCCCUCCCAGCCCCAGUCCCCAGGAACCAGCGGCCUCGGCACUCGGCAGGAUGGCUACCCCGCAGUGCUGCGCGGACCCGCCGACGCUCAACCCCGCCGGCGGCGAGGGCAAGGUCGUGGACAGCUUCGGCGGGAUCACGGCGUACGUCUCCGGCGCCCGAGAGUCCAAGGCCGCCGUCGUCCUCAUCUCCGACGUCUUCGGGUUUGAAGCGCCGAAUCUGAGGAAGAUAGCCGAUAAAGUCGCUUCGUCUGGAUAUUUAGUUGUGGUGCCAGAUUUCUUACAUGGGGAUCCAUAUGUACCUGAAAACGCCGACAGACCAAUACAAGUGUGGUUAAAGGAGCAUGCCCCGGGAAAAGCAUUUGAAGAGGCAAAACCUGUUAUUGCUGCUCUCAAAGAACAAGGAGUAUCUACUGUUGGGGCUGCAGGUUAUUGCUGGGGUGCAAAGGUGGUUGCUGAGCUAGCGAAAGCUAAUGAGAUCCAUGCAGCUGUUAUGUCACACCCUUCUUUUGUUACUGUUGAAGAUAUCAAAGAGGUGAAAUGCCCCAUAGCUGUACUUGGAGCUGAAAUUGACAAAACAUCCCCACCAGAAUUGGUCAAGCAGUUCGAGCAGGUUCUGUCCUCUAACUCAGGGAUUGCUCACUUUGUCAAGAUAUUCCCUGGGGUUUCUCAUGGAUGGACUGUGAGAUACAAAAGUGAAGACGCAGGUGCUGUGAAGAGUGCUGAGGAAGCCCUGUCACAUAUGAUCGACUGGUUUAGCAAGAACCUACAGUGAAUCUGAAUUAGCGGUCCUUUGUCCUUAAUACGCCAGUGUCACUCUUCACCAGUCAUCAUGUAAUCAUCCAGGGUUUAUGUUAUAGGGCCUGCAUCUUUGGUUGUACAGAUCUGUCCUGUGCUAGCAUGCAUUGUGUGAUUACUCAUAUCGGUCUCUGCUUGUGCUGAACACAUUACGAUAAUACUAUUGCACUGAAAUAAAAAUGCGAUAUUUGUUGUUUCGA